Messenger RNA from Cotesia congregata, 1384 nucleotides. The record is from the annotation of a GenBank genome assembly. Lineage: Eukaryota; Metazoa; Arthropoda; Insecta; Hymenoptera; Braconidae.
GUUUUUCCAAGGAAUUUUAAUGCUAAAAAAUUACCGAUACCGAUGUCAGAAUAUUAGUAGGUACUUAAAUGAGACCUGGAGUACACCUAUAAAAACUCUUGAUGAUGAUAUAGAAGUUAACCAUGACCUGUCAAAAGCUAAAAAUGACACUUCUUCAAAAAAAUCUGCUCCUAAUGUUCAGAUGAAUUCAAAUGAAGCUACAGUUUCUACCGCAUCGAAAAAAGAUGUUGGAAUGAAAAGAAAGAGACCUGUAAAGUCAGAUGUUUGGAAUUUUUUCAUUAAAAAUGAGAAAGAUGGAACCUGCAAGUUAUGUCUAAAACUUAUUUCCGCUCCAGGAUGUACCACCAACCUGACAAAUCAUUUGAAAGGAGUUCAUGGGAAUGUGUACAAACCCUCUACUCCUUCGGUCAUUGAUAAUGCAGUACGACCAGUGAUUAUGAAAGUUCAAUCCACAGAAAAAAAACUAACUCAACUACGUAUCGACACAAUUAAGGAUGAAAUAAAUUCAUGUAAGAGUGGUCCUAAAAGUGAAAAAAUUUCAAAUGCGCUAAUAUAUAUGAUCGUUAAGGAUGAUUUACCACUGUCUGCUACUGAUAAGCCAGGACUACAGAAGCUGUUACAGAUUGAGUGUCUUUAUUACGAAAUUCCUGGAAGAAACAAAAUAACAACCUUAAUUGAACACAAAGCUGAAGCUUUGAAAUUACUUUUUCAAGAAAAGUUGAGCAAAAUAGAAUGCUUUUCUUUAAUCGCUGAUGUUUGGACUGAUACCCAUAACUCGCGAAGUUUCUUAGGAUGCACAGCACACUAUCACUUUGAGGGUAAAUUAUCAGAAGCAGUACUAGUAAACAUCUUGCGUCCAGCUGAAAUUGUGACUAAAAACUUGAGUGGGGAAAAGUAUGUCACAAUUAGUGAUGAUAUAUUUUGUUAUUAUUUUAUAAUAAAUGAAGUAAAAAAAGUCGAAUGCAGAUCAGAAACAAUAAAAACUGCAAGAAGUUAUUUAAUUGAACGAAUGAGACUUCGAUUUAAAGGUUUGGAGUCUCACUCGCUAAUCUUUGUUGCUGGGAUACUUGAUCCUCGUUACAAAAAUUCGAUAUUUCCUAAUGAUGAUGCAGCAUAUCAAGCCAGAAAAAAAGUCAUUGAUUUGAUACAAAAAAGAACUCCGAUUCAUCAAGAAAGUACACCAACUAAUUCACUAAAACCUACUGAAAAAAAAAAAUCGUCAUUUUACGGUUCUCAAGAAUUAAAAAAUUAUUAUCAGCAACACAUCGCGGCAAAAUCAAAAAAUCGGACUACUUCUACAACUAAUCUGGAUGAAUUAGAAUUUAAAAAAUUUCUCGACAGUCCUCCUCAAGAAAAUGAAAACGCAAUUGAUAGUAUUAAUAUU